Scheffersomyces amazonensis is the source of this 1288-nucleotide messenger RNA. RefSeq lists its product as uncharacterized. The transcript has a single exon. Bases 20 to 997 code for a protein of 325 amino acids. NCBI's taxonomy places the organism in Eukaryota, Fungi, Ascomycota, Pichiomycetes, Serinales, Debaryomycetaceae. The record is from RefSeq and is a predicted model, not a curated record.
GAUUGCUGAUUUCAGAGUAAUGAAAGGAAAAAGUUCAAUAGAGAGAUUACAGCUGGAUUAUAUAGAAUCUGUUGCAUUUUCCAAAGACAUAAACUAUAUUAUUCGCAUUGGAAGAGAUUCCAUAGUAAGAAGUGUGAACGACCACUACAGGCCCUAUCAGGAAGGUUUAAAUUUUUCUAUUGACCAAGUUAAAACAUUAUUAAAGAAUAUUUUUUAUUUGUCCAUAAUUUUCAAUUUUAAUCAAACCUCCAGAGUAGGAGAAAGAGUGGGACAUAUAAAUAAACCAACUACAAAACUAUAUAAUCAUUAUUCAAAAAUUUUUCCAAUUACAAAAACACCAAUUCAAGAUUCCUACCUUUCAAGAAUUGUAAAUAGUUUGAAAAUUCCUAUUUUCAUGUUAACAGAUGUCGACUUUUUGACGCCAAUAUUUCUGAAUCCAAUCUACAUCGUCAGUGAGAACGACCUCGUUAAAGCUUCAGAAUCAUUUUAUCUCCGUUUACUCCUUGAACUCUUUAAAGUUCCUAUAUUAUACGAAAAUUCAAUAAAAGACAGUGACCUGGGGUGUCGAGUCAAACCAGAUUGUUACAUUCAGUUAGCAGAAGAGAAGGUUACAAUAGAAUUCAAAAGAAAUGUAAUUACCAGUGUUACAGAACGAAUUAAUAACAUUCCAUUUGAACCUCCGUUUAACAUGCACGAAAACGUCAUUCUGAUAUUCAGCCAAAUAACAUAUCAACUGUUAUUUGGGCUGUCGCUGACGUGUUUCUUAAUUGAUCGUGACAGCUUAUUAUUGAUGGAUAUUUUUUUGCUGGAUGAUCCAAAUUCAAUAAAACAUGAUCUCAAUUCCAUAAAGUGCAGAACAACAAAAUUAAAUAUAAAUCAAUCACAUUAUACAUCUGCCUUAGUCAUAGCCAGUUUUGUAUUGAAAAGACUAGAAUCUCUCCAGGAUAGACAUGCUGCCAUUAAAAGAUUCAAAAACAAAUUGCGAAUAAGAUUGUAACUAUCAAUUAUUUAUUAUACUGGUAUACUAACUAAGCUAUAUAGAAGGUUCAUUGUCAUGCACACGACCUAUUUGCCUAUAUGUUGCAAAUAGAUAUGUUCCAAUAACGUAUCACCUACGGUACUUCAGCCGCCCUUUAUCCUUAUCUCUGAGUUGCCCACAACAUUAUUAGAUCCUAAAUUACUAUAUAUUUACACAAGUCCUCUACUUUUAUACUUGCAUCUCUUAUAUAGUUUUAUCUCAAUAAACAAGUAUGUUCUGCUUGUAAACUAUAUAGUACUUAUACAUUCA